Pneumocystis murina B123 is the source of this 285-nucleotide messenger RNA. RefSeq lists its product as hypothetical. Bases 1 to 285 code for a protein of 94 amino acids. Gene Ontology annotation, cellular component: signal peptidase complex; endoplasmic reticulum membrane. The transcript is spliced from 3 exons. The record is from RefSeq and is a predicted model, not a curated record. NCBI's taxonomy places the organism in Eukaryota, Fungi, Ascomycota, Pneumocystomycetes, Pneumocystales, Pneumocystaceae. Gene Ontology annotation, biological process: protein targeting to ER.
AUGAUUUUUUCUACUAUAAAUAUAAAAAAAAUCGAAAAAUUAAUAUAUGGAUAUAUUGAUUAUGAAGGACAAACAAUCUCAGAAAUCCUUGCCAAUGUAAUUGUUAUAUUUUUUUCAAUAGCAGCAUACGUUACAGGUUUUCUUCGACAAAACUUAAUAAUUACACUUUUUAUAUUUAUAGUAGGGAUUAUAACAUCAAUUUUAGUAAUUGUUCCACCAUGGCCCAUUUAUAAUACACAUCCUAUUAAAUGGGUUAAAGCUUACAAAUCUCAAAAGAAAUCAUAA